Molecule: messenger RNA, 3477 nt
Organism: Thyridium curvatum
Lineage: Eukaryota; Fungi; Ascomycota; Sordariomycetes; Thyridiales; Thyridiaceae
Exons: 6
Coding region: 1-3477 (1158 amino acids)
Biological process (GO): signal transduction; protein phosphorylation; fungal-type cell wall biogenesis
Molecular function (GO): ATP binding; diacylglycerol-dependent serine/threonine kinase activity
Source: RefSeq, a predicted model, not a curated record
AUGAACGAAGAUGAGAGGCUCAUGGAUAUUUACAAGAAGAUCGAGCGGGAGAAGUCGCUGAUCCAAGCUGCCAACCUCAUGCGGCAGCAGACCAACAAUGACACCGUUCGGUCCAAGCUCGACACCCAGAUGCGCGAGGGCAGGAGGAACCUCGAGUUCUUCGAGGAGAAGCUCAACGAGCUUCAGAUGCGCAAGAUGAACCUCGGUCCCGACAGCUCCUCUGGCCGCCCCAUGAGCGCCGACAUGCGUUCCGACGGCGAGGGUCCUCCCCCUCCCCCUCCCAAGGACGCCUCCGGCGCCUACGCCGGCGACCGUGCUUCCUACGGCUCUGUACAGUACAGCCAGGUCGGCCAGCACGGCGAGAUGAUGCCCCCGCGACAUCCCUUCCCCGCACCCGGCCCCAACCAGUCGAUACCCAAGGCGAGGCCCAACUUUACCAAGCUCGAUCUGAUCAAAUAUGAUACACCUUACCUCGGCCCCCGCAUCCAGCUCAUGCUCUCCCAGAUUCAGUUCAAGCUCAAUGUCGAGGAGCAAUACCUCAGGGGUAUCGAGAAGAUGGUGCAACUAUAUCAGAUGGAAGGAGACAAGAAGAGCAAGGCCGACGCGGCAUCUAAGCGCGUCGAGAGCAAGCAGAAGAUUGUGCUAUUGAAGCAGGCGCUCAAGAGAUAUGAAGAGCUGCAUAUCGACAUCGACUCGUCGGACUCUCCGGAUGACGACAGCAUCAAUAUGCCAAACCUGCGCAAGCCGCUCUCUGGUCAGCUCUCGAUACGCGUGAUUGCUGUCAAGGAUGUGGACCACGCUCCGACUGGUCGGUUCAGCCGCGGCCCGGAUACCUUCGUUGCCGUCAAGGUGGAAGACAACGUGGCUGCGAGGACAAGGACGUCGCGGACCGACCGGUGGGAAGCCGAGUACCACAACAUCGAUGUCGACAAGGCGAACGAGAUCGAACUUACCGUGUACGAUAAGCCCGCCGAGCACGCGAUCCCCAUCGGUAUGCUGUGGGUCAGGAUUUCCGACAUCGCGGAGGAGCUCCGUAGGAAGAGGAUCGAGGCCGAGAUCAACAACUCUGGUUGGGUGUCUGCAGACCGGAUGGGCAACACCAAGGCUCCCCCGGCGCAGUUCCCCAUGAACCCCCAACAGCCGCAGCAGCCUCAAUUCGGCCCCCCGCCAACAUCCCCGGGUUAUCAGCAGCAGCAGGGCUCAAUGUACGGCGCUCCGCAGCUGCAGCCCCAGCCCCAGGUUGCCCAGGAGCCCAUCACGGCCUGGUUCAACCUCGAGCCGACCGGGCAGAUCCAGCUGAGCCUGAGCUUCCUCAAGCAGAACACGGAUCGCCGCCCCGUCGAUCUUGGACUGGGCCGAAAAGGUGCCAUCAGGCAGCGCAAGGAGGAGGUGCACGAGAUGUACGGCCACAAGUUUGUCCAGAGGCAGUUCUACAACAUUAUGCGCUGUGCCCUCUGCGGCGAUUUCCUCAAGGGCGGCGCCGGCAUGCAGUGCGAGGACUGCAAGUACACAUGUCACAUCAAGUGCUACUCGAGCGUCGUCACCAAGUGUAUCAGCAAGUCCAAUGCCGAGACGGACCCGGACGAAGAGAAGAUCAACCACCGCAUUCCGCAUCGUUUCCAGCCGUUUUCGAACAUCACGGCCAACUGGUGCUGCCACUGUGGUUAUCUGCUGCCGUUUGGAAAGAAGAAUUGUCGAAAAUGCUCAGAAUGUGGCCUUACGGCUCAUGCUGGUUGUGUGCACUUGGUGCCGGACUUCUGCGGCAUGUCCAUGGCCGUUGCGAACCAGAUCUUGGAGGGCAUUCGGACGCAGAAGCAGCGUCGCCAGGAGAAGACUUCUUCGCUGAGUGAUAAGACGUUCCGGACUGGCAAGAUGACGCCCGUCUCGGGACAUAGUUCGUACGGCUCGCAGGGCACGAUACCAGGCUACGGCCAGUCGGCUGCUUCGCCUGAGGCCACUGAGGCUGCCAAGGCCAUGUAUGCCAGCCAGACGUCACCACAGCGCCCUCACCAUCCCGACAGGACCUCCACGUCCAGCUCCACGGCUGCUGCUGCCGCCGCCGCCGCUUCGGCGGCCAUGACCGGCUCCAUGUCACCAACGAGUCAUAAGCCUGGCCACAUGGGACAAGCCCCGGAUUAUGGCGGCCGGUACGACAUGGGCUACAACGCCGGGCCGGAACAGGACCCUUAUGCCCCUCAGCAGCAACAAUAUGGCGGACCGCAACAAAGGAAAUACAACCCGGCAGACUACGCCAACAUCGGGUCUUACCCCCAGCAGCCUCCUGCCCAGCAGCAACAGGCUCGCCCACCACAAGCACAACAGCAGCCGCCGUACCAGCAGCAGCCACAGCAGCCGCCCCAGAUCAAGCCGCAGCCGCCUGCCGACCAAGGGCUGGCUCCUUCACCCGUGUCAGCCACGGGCGCUGUCAUUCCCCAGAAGAAGCCCCUGCCCUCGGCUACCGAUGCCGGCACAGGUCAGAGAAUUGGUCUCGACCACUUCAACUUCCUUGCUGUGCUUGGUAAGGGCAACUUUGGCAAGGUCAUGCUGGCUGAGACGAAGAGGACGAGGAAGCUGUACGCCAUCAAGGUCCUGAAGAAGGAGUUUAUCAUUGAGAACGACGAAGUCGAGAGCAUCCGGUCUGAGAAGAGGGUGUUCCUCAUCGCCAACCAGGAGCGCCAUCCCUUCCUGACCAACCUGCAUGCCUGCUUCCAGACCGAGACUCGCGUCUACUUUGUCAUGGAGUACGUUAGCGGCGGUGACUUGAUGCUGCACAUUCAGCGGGGCCAGUUUGGCACCAAGCGGGCGCAGUUCUACGCUGCCGAGGUCUGCCUGGCGCUCAAGUACUUCCACGAGAACGGCGUCAUCUACCGUGACCUGAAGCUCGACAACAUCCUGCUGACGCUGGAUGGUCACAUCAAGAUUGCUGACUACGGUCUUUGCAAGGAAGACAUGUGGUAUGCUUCGACCACGAGCACUUUCUGCGGCACUCCCGAGUUCAUGGCUCCCGAGAUUCUUCUCGACAAGAAGUACGGCCGAGCCGUCGACUGGUGGGCCUUUGGCGUGCUGAUCUACCAGAUGCUCCUGCAGCAGUCGCCGUUCCGCGGCGAGGACGAGGACGAGAUCUACGACGCGAUCCUGGCGGACGAGCCGCUGUACCCGAUCCACAUGCCGCGCGACUCGGUCUCGAUCCUGCAGAAGCUGCUGACGCGCGAGCCGGACCAGCGCCUGGGCAGCGGGCCCACGGACGCGCAGGAGAUCAUGUCGCAGCCCUUCUUCCGCAACAUCAACUGGGACGACAUCUACCACAAGCGCGUGCAGCCGCCGUUCUUGCCUACUAUCAAGAGCGAGACGGACACGUCCAACUUUGACUCUGAGUUUACGAGCGUUACGCCUGUGCUCACGCCUGUGCAGUCUGUGCUGUCGCAAGCCAUGCAGGAGGAGUUCCGCGGCUUCUCGUACACUGCCGACUUUGUAUGA